GGUAUUUUUAGUCAAUAGCUGUCAUUUAAAUAAUAAUUUUGACAGAUAUUUACCACAUUCUUUCUACAUUGGUGGAAUGUCUUAUUUUGGUCAUAAUCAAAAGCACAUCACAAGGUACUGGCUGACGAUCGUGUGUUGCGGCGACCACGAUGGUGGUCUGGUGGUGUGGCAUCCACCUGUGUAGCUUGUGUAUUAACCCCUUUCGAUUUAAUCAAGACACAUAUGCAAACACAGAGACAAAAGAAGAGUAUGUUAAAAACAACUCUCAAAGUCAUACGCUUAAGAGGCUUUUUAGGGUUUUAUGAUGGUUUUACGGCGGCUGCCCUUCGUCAAAUGACAUGCACAAGUCUUCGUUUCUCUCUGUAUGAGAACGGCAAGCACUUAGAAAUAUUGGAAAACUCAAAUUCUAUGCUUAACAAAUUGUAUGUAGCUAGUUUUGCUGGCAUAGUUGGAUCAUUAGUUGGUUUACCAAUGGAUGUGAUAAAUGUGCGGAUGCAAAACGAUAUGAAAUAUGAUGAGCACUUAAGACGAAAUUAUAAGAGCUUUAUGGACGCUCUGAUUCGGAUCCCCAAAGAAGAGGGCUGGAUGACCUUAUAUAGUGGAGGUGUUGCUGCAGUCUUGAAAGCAGCUGUUGGAAACUGUGCCCAGCUAGCAGUUUAUGACCAAGUAAAAAGUGAACUUCAUGAGCGUUUUAUGUUAGAAGAUGACGUGCACUUGCACUUGAAAAGUUCAAUUAUUACGUCAAUUAUCGAAUCAAUUGUUUCGCAACCUUUUGAUGUUCUCAAGACUUUAAUGAUGAAUGCACCACCUAGUCAGUUUCCUACUGUUUUCCAUGCUAUUAAGUAUAUGAUGCGAUUUGGAUAUUUGAGCCCCUAUCGUGGUUUGAUGCCCACAAUUGUUCGAAAGGCACCAGCAACAAUAUCAUUGUUUAUUAUUUAUGAGCAGUUGCGAAUUAAUUUAGGUUAUUUACCACUCGAGCCCAAAUAAUGUGAAAAUUUGUAGUUGUUUAAGAAAUUGAACCUUUGUAAUUUUACAAAAAUUUUAAACUCAACAUUUGUUACCUA
This is a messenger RNA of Drosophila hydei, 1064 nucleotides long. It is a transcript of the gene Dic4, whose product is annotated as mitochondrial dicarboxylate carrier. The transcript is spliced from 5 exons. The coding region runs from base 223 to 987 and encodes 254 amino acids. Lineage: Eukaryota; Metazoa; Arthropoda; Insecta; Diptera; Drosophilidae. Gene Ontology annotation, biological process: thiosulfate transport; phosphate ion transmembrane transport. Gene Ontology annotation, molecular function: antiporter activity; sulfate transmembrane transporter activity; thiosulfate transmembrane transporter activity. The record is from RefSeq and is a predicted model, not a curated record.